Molecule: messenger RNA, 2157 nt
Organism: Euleptes europaea (tarantolino)
Lineage: Eukaryota; Metazoa; Chordata; Lepidosauria; Squamata; Sphaerodactylidae
Gene: MTA1
Product: metastasis associated 1
Exons: 20
Coding region: 13-2097 (694 amino acids)
Biological process (GO): response to ionizing radiation; double-strand break repair; negative regulation of transcription by RNA polymerase II
Cellular component (GO): NuRD complex; nucleoplasm
Molecular function (GO): transcription coactivator activity; histone deacetylase binding; chromatin binding
Source: RefSeq, a predicted model, not a curated record
CUCCUCUCGGCCAUGGCGGCCAACAUGUACCGGGUUGGAGAUUAUGUCUACUUUGAAAACUCUUCAAGUAACCCAUAUUUGAUACGGAGAAUAGAAGAACUCAAUAAGACAGCCAAUGGAAAUGUGGAAGCAAAAGUGGUCUGUUUCUAUAGAAGGAGGGACAUCUCGAACACUUUGAUUGUCCUGGCUGACAAACAUGCAAGAGAAAUGGAAGAAGAGAUGGAAAACUCAGAAAUGGUGGAUUUACCAGAGAAACAGAAACAUCAACUACGACAUCGAGAACUGUUUCUCUCACGGCAGCUGGAAUCCUUACCUGCCACACACAUUAGAGGCAAAUGCAGCGUUACUCUGUUAAAUGAGACAGAAUCCCUUAAAUCAUAUCUGGAACAUGAGGACUUCUUUUUUUAUUCACUAGUAUAUGAUCCACAACAGAAGACUCUUCUGGCUGAUAAAGGAGAGAUCAGAGUUGGGAACAAGUACCAAGCUGACAUAAUAGAUUUACUGCAAGAAGGUGAGGAUGAUGGCAGAGACCAGUCCAAACUUGAAACUAAAGUUUGGGGGGCAUUUAAUCCACUAAUAGACAAACAAAUAGACCAGUUCCUUGUAGUAGCACGAUCUGUUGGUACAUUUGCUCGUGCUCUAGACUGCAGUAGUUCUGUUCGGCAGCCAAGUUUACACAUGAGUGCUGCAGCAGCUUCUAGGGAUAUCACACUGUUCCACGCCAUGGACACUUUGCACAAAAAUGUCUACGACAUAUCCAAGGCGAUCUCUGCACUUGUGCCACAGGGUGGGCCUGUCUUGUGCAGGGAUGAGAUGGAGGAGUGGUCGGCAUCUGAGGCAAAUCUCUUUGAAGAAGCCCUUGAAAAAUAUGGGAAAGACUUUACUGAUAUUCAGCAAGAUUUUCUUCCAUGGAAGUCCUUAACCAGCAUAAUUGAGUAUUACUAUAUGUGGAAAACAACAGACCGCUAUGUUCAACAGAAACGUUUGAAAGCUGCUGAAGCAGAAAGCAAGCUAAAGCAAGUAUAUAUUCCUAACUAUAACAAGCCAAACCCCAACAAGAUCAAUGUAAAUAAUGUGAAGCCUGGAAUGGUAAAUGGUACAGGAGCUCAGGCACAGAACAUGGGAGCGGGACGAGCUUGUGAAAGCUGCUAUACGGCACAGUCUUACCAGUGGUAUUCUUGGGGUCCCCCUAACAUGCAGUGUCGUCUUUGCGCAUCUUGCUGGACAUACUGGAAGAAAUAUGGUGGCUUGAAAAUGCCAACACGGCUUGAUGGGGAGCGGCCAGGACCAAACCGCAACAAUAUGAGCCCUCACGGUGCACCGUUACGGAAUGGCGGGAGUCCAAAGUUUGCCAUGAAAACACGGCAGGCUUUUUAUCUACACACAACAAAGAUGACCAGGCUUGCCAGGCGACUAUGUAGGGACAUCUUGCGUCCUUGGCAUGCGGCACGGCUUCCUUACAUGCCUAUCAAUAGUGCAGCCAUCAAAGCAGAAUGCACAGCCCGUUUACCAGAAGCCUCCGAAAAUCCGUUGUUGUUAAAGCAAGUUGUUAGAAAACCUUUAGAAGCAGUACUUCGGUAUCUAGAAUUUCAUCCCUGUCCUCUGAAACCUGAUCCUACUAAGAGGUUAUCUGGCUCUCUCAGCAGUGUGCCUUGUUCUAAGUUUGCCCCAGUGAUUAACAAUGGAUCUCCGACUAUCUUGGGGAAGAGAAGCUACGAGCAGCAUAACGGGAUGGAUGGCAAGAUGAAGAAGCGCCUCUUGAUGCCUAGCAAAGGGCUGCCUAACCACGGACAAACCCGACAAAUGGGACCAAGUCGAAACUUACUGCUCAAUGGGAAAUCAUACCCAACAAAAGUCCGGUUAAUCCGUGGUGGAACCUUGCCUCCAGUGAAAAGGAGGAGGAUGAACUGGAUUGAUGCUCCUGACGAUGUUUUCUACAUGGUCACAGAGGAAACCAGGAAAAUUCGCAAGCUGCUUUCCUCCUAUGAAGCCAAGAGAGCUGCAAGAAGCCCUUAUAAGCCAAUCAUCCUCCAGCCUCUACAAGGAGGGCACCUGCAACAGCCAAUGAAUGAUGAACCAAUAAUUAUCGAGGACUAAAACAGGAAAGGUCUUUAAAACACUGGAGAGCUUUCCUCAACGUCCACAUGCCAUUUUGUG